Messenger RNA from Scheffersomyces amazonensis, 315 nucleotides. RefSeq lists its product as uncharacterized. Lineage: Eukaryota; Fungi; Ascomycota; Pichiomycetes; Serinales; Debaryomycetaceae. The record is from RefSeq and is a predicted model, not a curated record. Bases 29 to 307 code for a protein of 92 amino acids. The transcript has a single exon.
AAUAUCUCUAUAGUUACCACCGGUAGUAAUGCAACUUUUUAUGGACCAGGUGGGUUUUGUUGUUACCUGUAAGGCCCUACCGAGUAUAGUUGCCUAUUUUGCAUCUAUUUAUCAGGAACAAUGGACAUCUCUUUUAGCGGCAUUUUUUGACCACUCAAAAAUACUGGUGCAGACGGAUAAUAUCUGGUGUCAAAGAUCGGAUAUAUCCCCACAUAGUACAAAUAUAGAAUUAAUUUUCAGUACUAACUCCAUACUGAUAUUUUUAUCCGUCUUAUGUUUAAAUUAUAUAUAUUUAAGUAGUUUCUAGUAGCUCGU